Molecule: messenger RNA, 1830 nt
Organism: Catharus ustulatus (Swainson's thrush)
Lineage: Eukaryota; Metazoa; Chordata; Aves; Passeriformes; Turdidae
Gene: ZDHHC4
Product: zinc finger DHHC-type palmitoyltransferase 4
Exons: 7
Coding region: 298-1329 (343 amino acids)
Biological process (GO): protein targeting to membrane; peptidyl-L-cysteine S-palmitoylation
Cellular component (GO): endoplasmic reticulum; Golgi apparatus
Molecular function (GO): protein-cysteine S-palmitoyltransferase activity
Source: RefSeq, a predicted model, not a curated record
UCCCCGCUGCUCCGGGGCUGUCCCACCGCUGCUCUGGGGCUGGAGCGCGGCCAGGAAAGGGAAUGGACAUGGGACAGGGCUGGGGAAUUCCUGAGGGAGCUGGGAAGGCGCUCAGCCUGGAGAAAAGGAGGAGCAGGAGGGGUUUGUGGCUCUGCACGAGUCCCUGACAGGAAUCAGGGGUUUGGGAUCUGCUCCAGAACAGGGACAGGAGCAGAGGGAACGGCUGUAGAGUCUGUGUGAGGCUGUGGCGGCGGGCUGGACGGACGGACACACGGAGAGAUCUCCAUAGGGCUCACCAUGGAUUUCCUGACGCUCUUCCUGAUCUACCUGGGCCUUGUGCUGGCUGUCACUGCCCUGCUCUGCCUCUGCUCGGGAAGGAAGGAGAAUUUCCUCACAAGGAGCAUCAACAGGGCAAGCCAGGUGGUGUCGCUGGUGAUCCCCAGCCAGCUCCAGAGGGUGACACACCAGGCACUGCACAGGCUCUUCCACACGAGGAGCUGUUUGUUUAUGGUCCUGCACGUAGCCCUGCAGGCUGCAGUGUUUGGGGAGUACACCUGGGAGGUGUUUGUGUACUGCUGGGAGCUGCAGUUCCACCUCCUGCUGCUGCUCCUGCCCUACCUGCUGCUGGCUGGGAACCUGGGCUGCUUCCUGCUCUGCUCCCGGGCCAAUCCUGGUACAGUGACAAAAUCCAACGCUGCAGCCCUGGUUCAGGUUUAUGCCUAUGAUGGGGUGCUGUUUCAGAGAGGCCUCGUGUGCCCCACGUGCACUGUGGAGAAGCCAGCCAGGUCCAAGCACUGCAGUGUGUGCAGGACGUGCGUGCAUCGCUUUGACCAUCACUGUGUGUGGGUCAACAACUGCAUCGGGGCCUCCAACGCUGGCGUGUUCCUGCUCUACCUGCUGUCCCUGACAGCCACAGCUGGGGCCCUGGCUGCUGUCACUGCUGCAUUCCUCAUCCACGUGCUGCUGCUCUCUGACAUCAUGCACAGCACCUACCUGGAUGCCCAGGGACAGGAGCACCCCGUGGAGAUUCCCUUUGUCAUCCAGCACCUUUUCUUGACUUUCCCUAGGAUUGUCUUCAUGCUGGGCUUUGUCAUCCUGCUCACCCUGGUGCUGGGGGGAUAUUGCUCCUUCAGUCUGUACCUGGCGCUCACCAACCAAACCACCAAUGAAUGGUGCAAGUCCCGAAGGUCUGGGGGCUCCCCCCAUCUCCCCUCACAGCCUCAGGACAGACCCCUGGUCUACAAAAACAUUUAUUCUAAAGGGAUCUGGAGGAAUUUAAAGGAAAUCUUUAACCCUCCUGCAGUGUUGGAAAGGAAGAAGAAAACAUGAAGAUGUGAUUGUUUCUCUGGGCAUUUUUGAAUGUUUUCUAAGACUUUAGUUCAGCAGUGGGCUUGGCUGCCCCAGACAGAUUUUGGAACACAAUUACUGCAGAAUUCACAUUUGGUGUCUCAGCAGAGAUUCACUGGAGCCCCUCCCUCUGUGAGACUCAGGGCCAGCUCAGUCCUGGGCCAUCUUCCCAAAUUGAAUCUUUCUGGGAAGGGCUGACACACAGCUCCUGUGAAUUUUGAGGGAGCAGCAUCUUUUUGUGAGUUAUCUUUCUUUGGGGAACAAUUAACCCAUGACUGUUAAUAAUGACUACAACAGGUUGUGUAUAUUCAGCUGAGAAAAUGAUUUCUGGCAGGAUCUUACAUGUCCUACUGAAGCUUUGGAGCAUUAACUUCAGGAAAGAAAUUAAAAGUAUCCCUGUUCUCCUCUCCUUCCAGAAAUUCUUCAGUUUGGGUAUAAUAGAAGAAGAAAUUGGAAAAAAAAUAUAGUAAGAACUUUAAAUAA